GAUACUUGGUAAAAAUAUCAAUAUACUUAUAAAUAAAAGAGAUGCUGUUGUUUUCUAACUCUUAUAAAUGAGAACUCUUUCUAAAAAUCUUCCGUCAGGUCGUAAAAAUGCUUUGGAAAAAGGCAUAAUAUACCAGACUGACGGCUACGUUAGUGACUUCGACCCUCAUCAAGAGCCAGGAGUGAUACGGGAGUACGUUGUUGGCACCCGGUGGUUUCACACGUACCAACCUGGACCACUAGAUAUGUACAGCAAAGGCGAGUAUCAGGGCAGCAUAUCAUCACCGUUACUCACUCUAAGGACUGGAUACCUCGCUAACAACAACAGCGAGGCGCAGCUCACAGAAGGGUGCUACAUACAGCCAGCUGACAAGCUUCCUGGCUAUGUUCUAGCUCCUGAUAUGGUGGAACGGGUAGUACCCUUACAUGUAGCUUCCGAUAUCACAGCAAUUGACUUCAUGAGAGGCCGUGACGCUGGCUUCCCUCCUUAUAAUGAUUACCGAAAGUUCUGUGGAAUGAAGCCCGCCAAGAAAUGGGAAGACCUCUACGAUACUAUUGACAAAGAUAAAGUAGAAAUACUGAGUCGUAUUUACGAUGAAGUUGACGACUUGGAGCUGAUGGUAGCCAUCUACGUGGAGCGGUUCAUACCUGGCGCCUUCUUGGGGCCCACGCUCUACUGUAUCAUGGUACACAACUUGCUGCUCUGGAGGCAGUCGGACAAGUUCUUCUUUGAACAUGGAGGCUUCCCAGCCGCCUUAACAAUCCCCCAACUUAACGAGAUUCGGCAGACCAGCAUAGCACGCGUGCUAUGCGACAGUGGAGAUGACGUCAAGUACAUCCAGCCGGCGGCCUUCUUCAGACAAGGACCUUGGUAAGAGUAACAUAGUGUCAAUAAUUUAAUAGAAAACAUCCAUUAAUCAUACACAGGAAACCCCUUCUUUAACCGUUCCACAAUCAGCACCACAGCGGUUAUUCGGAUGAAAAUCUCAACCUCUUCAUAAAAAUUAUAACAGUGGCGAAUGAAUCGUCUCAUUUACCUUGCCCUAUAAAUAAUGUAUUGUUUUUAAAUGUAAAACUGUGUGACUGUCCUAUAAUAGCACACUAGAAAUGAGAAAGUUUGAGCUUAGAUCACCAGGCUCACUGACUGAGAUUAGCCGAUUCCAGAUUUGAAUAUCCAGGAUACCGCAUGAAUCUUCCUACUACAGCUUGUCAAUUCUAUCUAAUUAGUAGAAUUAAAACCUACAAAUAGCUUUGAAAUAAUCACAUAGAUACUUUGAAUCUGCAA
Molecule: messenger RNA, 1284 nt
Organism: Trichoplusia ni (cabbage looper)
Lineage: Eukaryota; Metazoa; Arthropoda; Insecta; Lepidoptera; Noctuidae
Product: peroxidase-like
Exons: 5
Coding region: 68-874 (268 amino acids)
Biological process (GO): response to oxidative stress
Molecular function (GO): heme binding; peroxidase activity
Source: RefSeq, a predicted model, not a curated record